Messenger RNA from Myxocyprinus asiaticus (Chinese sucker), 6093 nucleotides. RefSeq names its product lysine-specific demethylase 5C-like. Gene Ontology annotation, cellular component: nucleus. The transcript is spliced from 28 exons. Gene Ontology annotation, biological process: chromatin remodeling. NCBI's taxonomy places the organism in Eukaryota, Metazoa, Chordata, Actinopteri, Cypriniformes, Catostomidae. The record is from RefSeq and is a predicted model, not a curated record. The coding region runs from base 499 to 5196 and encodes 1565 amino acids. Gene Ontology annotation, molecular function: histone demethylase activity; DNA binding.
AGACCGUUCUCGCGUCUAGUCAAGUGCAUGUUUCCCAACUGAGAUCGAUGGAUCUUGAGAGAGCUGUGCUUAGGUCGUGAUGAACCCAAGAUGGCGUGGAGUUCAGACAGGAUGAACGGAGGAUAGUUAACGAGGAAAAAAAACACACUGGAACAACGCAGAACGAAACGGUUAUUAUAACGAAAACGUCAACUUACACAGGACGUGUAGGAGUCGGUAGAAAAGAAGAUAUCCGCGGUCGUCAUCGCUCAAACCGACCGAGAGAGUGUGUGUGUGUGUAUGUGAGUGUGUGUUGUGUAAGUGUAUGUGUGCUGGGAUGGGCUGAUUGAGGAGGCCGCAGAGCCACUGCCACCUAGAGACUGACCCUCUAGCGAACAAUAGACCCUGUGAUCAUCAUACAAGACACCGACAAAUCAUAAAACACACCGGCUCAUUAAUAAUCACUGCGAGGCGACACCGACCGUGCUUGAAGAACUCAGACCAAGUACAGAAAUAGCUAUGGAUGGAGCAGAGGAGUUUGUUCCACCACCGGAAUGUCCAGUAUUUGAACCAUCACGGGAGGAGUUUGAGGAUCCACUUGGAUAUAUCGCCAAAAUCCGUCCUAUAGCAGAAAAGUCUGGAAUAUGCAAGAUUCGCCCACCAAACGACUGGCAGCCACCGUUUGCUGUAGAAGUAGACAAUUUCCGUUUCACACCACGUAUUCAGAGACUCAAUGAGCUGGAGGCGGAGACACGGGUGAAGCUGAAUUAUCUGGACAGAAUCGCCAAGUUCUGGGAGAUCCAGGGAUCCUCUCUGAAGAUUCCCAACCUUGAGCGACGUAUUCUGGAUCUGUUCAGCUUAGCUAAGAUCGUGACAGAGGAGGGUGGUUUUGAAGCGGUUGGUAAGGAGAGACGCUGGGCACGUGUGGCACAGAAACUUGGUUAUCCUCCGGGUAAAAACAUCGGCUCUCUCCUGAGGUCACACUAUGAGAGGAUCGUGUAUCCUUUUGAGAUGUUCCAGUCUGGAGCCAGUUUACCGCCAUGUAAGCCCAAGCCAUAUGACAGUGAGGAAAUAGAUAAGGAAUACAAACCCCACUCCAUCCCUCUCCGCCAAUCAGUUCAGCCAUCCAAGAUGAGCAGUUACGGCCGACGAGCCAAUCGUCUCCAGCCAGAGGGUCCAGAGGAUCCAACUCACCACCCUCUUACAACUGGCUCUCAACACAUCUCCUCGCCGGAGCCUACAGAGGAAGACAUAGAGAAGAACCCUGAGCUGAAAAAGCUUCAGAUAUACGGGGCUGGACCUAAAAUGAUGGGGCUUGGUCUUGUAGCUCGAGACAAGACGAGGAAGAAAGAUGAACUGCAGUCAGUGCCACAGACUGUAAUAGUGCGGGACAACACUGCCUGUGCAUCUGUUAAGGAGGAAACGGGAGAGACACCAAUCACAAAAUUAGAUCCAGACAUUCUCCCACCACCCCCAAACCUCAUUGUCAAAGAGGACGUUGAUGAUGACAAAAGUCACAUAGGCGAUCUAAAUGACGGCAGAGAUGAGCCUUGCACAAAGAUGACCAUGAGGCUCAGACGCAACCAUAGUAACCCACAGAUUGUGGACUCAUUUGUAUGUCGGAUGUGUGGACGUGGAGACGAGGAUGAGAAGUUGCUGCUCUGUGAUGGUUGCGAUGAUAAUUACCACACUUUCUGCCUGAUACCUCCACUCACAGAACCACCCAAGGGCAAUUGGCGUUGUCCCAAAUGUAUAGCGGAGGAGUGUAAAAAGCCUGCAGAGGCGUUUGGUUUCGAGCAGGCCACGCGAGAGUAUACGUUACAGAGCUUUGGUGAGAUGGCCGACACCUUCAAAGCAGACUACUUCAACAUGCCUGUCCAUAUGGUUCCGACAGAGCUGGUGGAGAAAGAGUUCUGGAGAUUGGUUAGUAGUAUUGAAGAGGACGUAACCGUAGAGUAUGGUGCAGACAUUCACUCUAAAGAAUUUGGUAGUGGUUUUCCUGUCAGCAAUGGCAAGAGACAGUUAACGCAUGAGGAAGAGGAAUAUGCCCACAGCGGCUGGAAUCUGAACGUUAUGCCAGUGUUGGAGCAGUCAGUAUUGUGCCACAUCAAUGCAGAUAUCUCAGGCAUGAAGGUGCCAUGGCUGUAUGUGGGGAUGGUGUUCUCUGCUUUCUGCUGGCACAUCGAAGACCACUGGAGUUACUCCAUCAACUAUUUACACUGGGGUGAGCCCAAAACAUGGUAUGGUGUGCCAUCAUCUGCCGCAGAGAAGUUGGAGGAGGUGAUGAAGAAACUCACACCUGAACUGUUUGAGUUCCAACCAGACCUGCUCCACCAGCUAGUCACCAUCAUGAACCCAAAUAUUCUCAUGGCUCAUGGAGUGCCGGUGGUACGGACCAAUCAGUGUGCUGGAGAGUUUGUCAUCACUUUUCCACGAGCCUAUCACAGUGGUUUCAAUCAGGGAUAUAACUUUGCUGAAGCUGUCAACUUCUGCACUGCAGACUGGCUGCCCACUGGGCGAUCUUGUAUCGAGCAUUACCGGCGGCUGAGGCGUUACUGUGUGUUUUCUCAUGAGGAACUCACCUGCAAGAUGGCGGCCUGCCCAGAGAAGCUGGAUCUGAACUUGGCAGCAGCAACACACAGGGAAAUGUUCAUCAUUGUACAGGAGGAGAGGAAACUGCGUAAAAGCCUACUGGAAAGGGGCAUUAAGGAAGCUGAAAGGGAAGCCUUCGAGUUACUGCCUGAUGAUGAGAGGCAAUGUGACAAGUGCAAGACCACCUGCUUCCUGUCAGCUCUGGCAUGCUCAAACUGCCAGGAGCGCCUCGUCUGCCUCUACCAUGCCCAGGACCUCUGCUCCUGCCCCACCGAAAAACUCUACCUCAGGUAUCGCUAUACUCUGGAUGAGCUCUUGGCCAUGCUGCAUCGGCUGAAAGUUCGCGCUGAAUCUUUUGACUCGUGGGCCAACCGAGUAAAGGAAGCCCUUGAGCAGGAAGAAGGCAACAAAAUAGGCAUUAAAGAUCUGGAGGUUUUGAAAGAAGAGGCAGCGGAGAAGAAGUUCCCCAAUAAUGAGCUGCUCCAGCGCCUCAACACCGUCCUCACAGACAUUCACAAGUGUCAGAGCAGAAGCACUGAGCUCCUCAGCAAUAGCCAGAACAGCAGAAUGAGUCUGGUGGAGCUGAGGACUCUGGUGGAGACCAUGCAGAACCUGCCCUGUGUUAUGACAAUGCUGGAGGAGGUGCAGGCUGUGUUGCAGAAGAUAGAGGAGUUUGAUUCCCGUGCACAAGUUCUCGUCAACAGCACCAAGGGCGAGUGGAGGCAGGACUCUCCUCUACCUGUGGCUUCAGAGAUCCAGGCCCUGCUGGAUGAGGGAGCAUCUCUGCAGGUUGUUGCCCCAGCAUGUGAGCUCCUGCGUGGGCUGCAGGAGCAGGCACGCUGGCUGGGAGAGGUCAGGCGGACGUUGGGGCCAGAGGGGGGUGAGGUGACUCUGGCUGUGCUGAGGAACUUGAUGGAGGCGGGUUGUAACGUACCGCAGAGUCUGUCAGUGGAGACUGCCAUGGCUGAACUGCAAGAGCUGCUGACUAUAGCAGAGCGCUGGGAGGAAAAGGCCCAGAUAUGUCUGGAGGACAGGCAGAAACAUCAUCUCUCUACACUGGAGGCCAUUGUGAACGAGGCCCAGCUCAUACCAGUGCAGCUGCCUAACAUCCUGUCCCUGCAGGCUUGCCUGAGCAGAGCCCGUGCUUGGGUCACUGACCUGGAGGAAAUCCAGAAUGGCGAACACUACCCGUGUCUGGAUGAUCUGGAGGGUUUGGUGGCCAUCGGACGGGACCUGCCAGUGAAGAUGGAGGAGCUGAAACAGCUGGAGCUGCAGGUGGCCAGUGCUCACUCCUGGAGAGAGAAGGCCAGCAAAACCUUCCUCAAGAAAAAUAGCCAGCACAGUUUGCUGGAGGUGUUGUGUCCUUGUGUGGAGAAAAGCAAGAAGCGGGAGGAGAACUCAUUGGGCACAGUAUCAGACUCUGACGUCAAUGUGUUAGGCCUCACUGCUCAGGACCUCCGUGACCCAGGAGCUAUCGUGACGACAUUCAAAGAGGGAGAGCGUCUGGAGAAAGAGGCCCUCCUCCGCUUGCAGCAGAUCAAUUUAGCUAAACCUGGCCUGGAAAAAGAAACGAGGGAUGAACACAAUGAAACACCCCUCAACUCAGCCGGCCCCAAGCUGCAGAAUGGUAGCUCCUCCCCUUCCCUCACGUCAAGCCAAACAGUGUGCAUGUGCGGUGGCCUGCCCCGCCCUUUGCUUCAUCGGUGUCACCUGUGUAAAGACUGGUUCCAUGGAGAGUGUGUACCCUUUCCACCACUGCUGGGCUCUUCUGACACACACCUAACCAAACCCCUCUGCUGGUGGGACUGGAACACGCGUUUCCUUUGUCCGCGCUGCCAGCGGUCCCGGCGGCCACGGCUGGAAACUAUUCUAGCAUUAUUGGUGGCGCUGCAGAGAUUACCUGUACGGCUGCCAGAGGGAGAGGCGUUACAGUGUUUAACAGAAAGAGCCAUCAACUGGCAGGGCCGAGCCAAACAGGCACUGGACACUCCAGAAGUGCAGGGGGUGCUAGAGAGACUGGAACAAUUAAAGGAGGAAAUGCAGAGUAUAAAAGAGGAAGAACAGGAUGACAAAAAGAAAUGGAAUGGUGAUACUGUAAUUGUGCUAUCUGACUCAGAGGAAACAGAAGAUGGUGUUAUUGAUCUGACGGAGGAUGCAAACUCCCCUAAAAAGAGUGAAAAGACUGAAAAUGGUACACAGUCUGGCUGUGAGAAUGGAAUCACAAGAAAGCCAAGUCCUCAUGACGUUUCCGGGCUGGAGUCUCUGCUGUCGUUAGUGCCAUCUCUUAAAGGGCCAGUGAUCGAGCUGACCCCGUCCACCAGAACACAGUUGGAGGAGCUUCAGCUAGAGGGAGACCUGCUGGAGGUCAUGCUCGAUCAGACACAAACCAUUUACCGGAUCCUACAGGCGGCAUCACAGCCACCUCAAGAUGCCCUGCACACGCUAAUACAGAUUGAAUUGCAGGAGCAGAGAAGCUCAGGUCGUGGCAGCAAGUCAAAGGACUCCAAAAGGAAGAGAAAGAGCCAGAAAAUUGAUGGCGAGCCGAAAUCCACAGAGGCUUCAGAAUGCAAGAAAACAAGACCUGUCAAUCACACAUCCCUACAGAUCCACACAGAGAUAUUGUGAUGGUGUCCUGAAGCUGUUGAGGGGCAGAUGGUGGAUAAUAGGAGAACCACAAACAGAUAAAUGCAGGGCAUCCGACUCAUCCUCCCUAUUUAAUAAGCUCAAACAUUAACUCUCCUCUUCAACCUAUCAAAUGGGGCUCCCACCUUCAUACUAAACUGCACUCCUCCAUGUGUUUUUUUUUCUUUGCCUCUCUUUACACCCAUAAUAUUGAAUGGUGCACUUGUGCAGGGCGCAAAUCUCUGUUCUCUUAGAAUAGGGAUAAAAUGAGAUUUGCCCUGUGUCUGUGAAGUUGUCUGUUGUAACAGUUUGUGUACCAAACUAUGCUUAUCACAGUCAAAUGCCGUGUGCUGCAAAAUACGACUUGUCCAGGUAUACACACACACACACACACACAUUUGACAACCUGAGAAAGGGGACGUUUAACAGGAGAUUGGCAUUACUGCCAUGAUAAUACUUGUAUUCUUUUGUACUGAGUCUCGUGUUUUGUUCAGGGAGACUCGACAUUGUGAAUAAACUAGUACAAUAUUUUGAAAGCGUGAUGGAAAAAACAAAGGCAUUUACGUUCUGGUGCUACUUUCCUAAGAUAGGUUACUGCAUAGUCCUUUCUCUUUUCCUCCUCUGAGUUUUGCUUUAUUAAUUGUCAUUUUCUUUCAGCGCUUCUGUUGUCUCUUUUGUUAAGCGAUUUGCUAUGUACCCCAUUCCCUCUCCACAGAACUGUACAAAACCUCACUUUAUCUCCAUAUUUUGUUGCUGGGGUUCUAAUAAUUCUAUUAUUAUUAUUAAUUAUUAUUGCUAUUGCCGACACGCAUUGUCGGGAGUUUGUGUAUAAACCUUUUUAUUUCAAUGUUGCCUUUGUUUCUUUCCACUCUUGUUAGAAAAUAAAAGUUUAGAAUUGUU